AUGCAGGAAAAGUUGACCAUUAUCGAUGUGCCGUGGCACCGCCAGCCCCUCGGGGUGCUGACGUCACAAUCCGCUUUCUCACCCAGCGGACGUCCAUACUCUCCAUACCCCUACCGGGACCUGCCCAAGACACCGAGCGAAUGGCCUUCACAUGCCCGCAACGCCAAGUCCACGCCAGCAGAAACACAACAAAGCCACGGCGGUAGCUUUCAUCUCUUCUCCUACCUCCCGGCGGAGCUCCGUCUGCAAAUAUGGCGGGAAGCCAUGCUCUCGGCAUGCUCCCACGGCCGAGUCCACCGCGUCCACCUCGCCAUCACCGACGCAGAACCGAGCUCCCUUGAACCAAACAACAACCCAACCCUCCACAUCCUCCCCACCCCGGACCUCGCCGCCUCCACCCGCACCACCCGCGCCCUCCUAGCCAGCUGCUCCGAAGCCCGCUACGAACUCCUCUCCCUCAAGACCACCACCACCACCACCACCAGUACCAUCACAAGCACCACCCUCCCCGACACCCUCCCCCUCUCCCUCCCCGCAACCCAAACCAACCCCAACAGCCCCCCCAAACCCGCCGGCCUCCUCCGCCUCAACCUCACCCACGACAUGCUCCUCCUCCACUCCCUCACCUCCACCCUGCUCUUCGCCCUCGCCGACGCCCGACACGCCCACCCCGCCCUGCUGGCCCCGCUGCGCGGCGUGCGCCACGUCGGCCUCGACGUCGCGCCGCUGCUGGACGAGGCCGAGGGCUGCGCGUUCCUGUUCCCCGGCGCGGCGGUCCCGCCCGAGGUGGAGAGCGCGUUGGUGGGGCUGGCGAUGCGGUUUCUGUGCCAGUUCAGACAGGCCAUGGACGCGCCGGCCGUGGUCACGGAUCUGGAUGAUGAGGCCGCGUUGGAGAGGCUGGAGGAUGUGAAGUUGAGGUUGCUCGGGCACUAUGUUACGAGGGAGGCUGGCGCGGAAACGGAAGGAUGGGAGCUGUCGAGCCCGGAGAAGUGUCUCGAGGUUGCCCUGGGAAAGGAACCGCGGUGGGUGCAGUGGGAGUGGGUUUGUCAAUGUCUUAACUGUUAG
Chaetomium globosum CBS 148.51 is the source of this 1065-nucleotide messenger RNA. RefSeq lists its product as uncharacterized. Bases 1 to 1065 code for a protein of 354 amino acids. The transcript is spliced from 2 exons. NCBI's taxonomy places the organism in Eukaryota, Fungi, Ascomycota, Sordariomycetes, Sordariales, Chaetomiaceae. The record is from RefSeq and is a predicted model, not a curated record.